Rotaria sordida is the source of this 762-nucleotide messenger RNA. The record is from the annotation of a GenBank genome assembly. Lineage: Eukaryota; Metazoa; Rotifera; Eurotatoria; Philodinida; Philodinidae.
AUGGGUGACUACUCGAAAGCACUUGAAUUUUACGAAAAAGCACAUAAAAUUCUCGAAAAAGCUCUGCCUUCGAAUCAUCCCAAUUUGGCUAUUUUCUACAACAACAUCGGUGGAGUGUAUAACAAGAUGGGUGACUACUCGAAAGCACUUGAAUUUUACGAAAAAUCACAUAAAAUUCUCGAAAAAGCUCUGCCUCCGAAUCAUCCCAAUUUGGCUACUUCCUACAACAACAUCGGUUUCGUGUAUGAAAACAUGGGUGACUACUCAAAAGCACUUGAAUUUUACGAAAAAGCACAUCAAAUCUUCGAAAAAGCUCUGCCUCCGAAUCAUCCCUCAUUGGCUACUUCCUACAACAACAUCGGUUUCGUGUAUGAAAACAUGGGUGACUACUCAAAAGCACUUGAAUUUUACGAAAAAUCACUUAAAAUCAGAGAAAAAGCUCUGCCUCCGAAUCAUCCCGAAUUGGCUACUUCCUACAACAACAUCGGUGGAGUGUAUAACAACAUGGGUGACUACUCGAAAGCACUUGAAUUUUACGAAAAAUCACAUAAAAUCCUCGAAAAAGCUCUGCCUCCGAAUCAUCCCAAUUUGGCUAGUUCCUACAACAACAUCGGUAUGGCGUAUUCCGGCAAAGGAGACUACUCAAAAGCACUCUCAUUCUUAGAAAAAGCACUUUCUAUUCGUCAAAAAUCACUUCCGUCAACACAUCCUCUAAUUAAAGUAACAAAAGAUAACAUUGAUCAUGUUAAAAAGAAAAUGUAA